Pocillopora meandrina is the source of this 999-nucleotide messenger RNA. The record is from the annotation of a GenBank genome assembly. NCBI's taxonomy places the organism in Eukaryota, Metazoa, Cnidaria, Anthozoa, Scleractinia, Pocilloporidae.
AUGGCUGACCAACAUGAGAUUCUACAGAAGAUUUUGUCAAAAUUCCCGUCUGGAGUUUCUUUGGCUUUUGCUUACGGUUCUGGAGUAUUCACUCAGAAAGGGAAUACCUCUCCAAGUAAUAUGUUAGACUUUGUAUUUGUUGUUGAAAAUGUGCGUAAAUGGCACGAAGACAACAUGUACAUGAGAUAUCAUCCACAUCACUAUUCAUUCGUUCGGUCGUUUGGUUCACGUGCCAUAGUUUCGUUACAAGAUAAGUUCGGCGCAGGUCUGUACUAUAAUACUCUGGUACCAAUGGAGGGAAGAAUGAUAAAGUAUGGAACAAUAAGCCGCGACAACUUUUUUCUGGACCUAAACGAGUGGCAGUGGUUGUAUUUGGCAGGACGCUUGCAUAAACCAGUUCGUUUUGUAUUUCGACCUCAUGACGAAGAUAUUUCAUCAGCUUUGAAAGCAAAUUUAAAUAGUGCUGUCACCGCAGCGCUCCUUUGUCUUCCAGAGCACUUUACAGAGGAAGAAUUAUUCCUAAGUAUUGCAGGUUUGUCUUUCAGUGGGGACUUCAGAAUGGUUGUUGGAGAAGACAGGAGUAAAAUACAGAACAUUGUUGGUUCAAAUUUUGAACAUUUUCAAGAACUUUAUCGACCAAUCUUAUCUAACUGUAGUCAACUUCAUUUCAAUUCUACAUCCUGCAAAUAUCACCAGAAUCAAGAUUGCGAUGUAGUACUUUCUCGACUUAUGUCUUUACCCAAAAAUUUACAGAAACACAUAGCGCAAGCUGUCGAAGGGAAAAGUUUCAAACAGUCAUCAAUUGAAAAUGUGUUAAUCAAGGUCUCACAAGACAGACUCAACUGCCCACGGACGGUCAAAAAAGGGUUGACUUCCAUUGUCAAAAGAUCAAGCGUUACACAAAGUCUAAAAGGAAUCCUAACUGCUGGGGGUCGGAAGACAUUGAUUUACAGCGCACAAAAGCUUACGAAGAUGCUUAAAGGAUUUUGGCUCAAAUGA